Messenger RNA from Ornithorhynchus anatinus (platypus), 1039 nucleotides. It is a transcript of the gene APOD, whose product is annotated as apolipoprotein D. The record is from RefSeq and is a predicted model, not a curated record. Gene Ontology annotation, molecular function: cholesterol binding. Lineage: Eukaryota; Metazoa; Chordata; Mammalia; Monotremata; Ornithorhynchidae. Bases 146 to 715 code for a protein of 189 amino acids. Gene Ontology annotation, biological process: lipid transport; tissue regeneration; brain development. The transcript is spliced from 5 exons.
AGAGCUUAUAAAAUAGGCUAGGAGGAGCACAUAACCAAGAUUGGGUCCUCCACCAUUUAGUGACUGAAAAAAACUCAGCGACAUCCUUCAUCUGGUAACUAAGUUCAUCAGAAAGCUUCCACCUUCUGAGUCUUCUCACCCCAACAUGAAGGUGAUUUUGUUGCUGCUUCCUGGACUAAUUGGUCUCUUCCGGACUACAGAGGGGCAAACAUUUCAUCUUGGACAAUGUCCAGAUCCACCAGUUCAGAAGAAUUUCAAUAUAGUGAAGUACCUGGGAAAAUGGUAUGAGAUUGAAAAGCUACCGGUGAGCUUCGAGAAGGGAAACUGUAUACAAGCAAACUAUUCCAUGAAAGAAAACGGAAAGAUAAAAGUGAUCAAUCAGGAGAUUCUCCCUGAUGGGACCGUGAAUCAAGUUGAGGGUGAAGCCACUCAGGCAAACCUCAUAGAGCCUGCCAAACUGGGAGUCAAGUUUUUCUGGUUGAUGCCUUCUGCCCCUUACUGGGUACUGUCCACUGACUAUGACAACUAUUCACUCGUAUAUUCCUGCACCACAUACAUCUGGCUCUUUCACGUGGAUUACGCUUGGAUUCUGGCGAGAAAUCCCCACCUUCCUCAGACGACGGUGAAAUACCUGAAAAACAUCCUUACCUCCUACAACAUCGAAACCGAGAAAAUGAAGGCCACGGACCAAGAGAACUGCCCCAAAGUUCUGUAAGGAGACAGUGGCGGGUAUCUUUAGGAGCCUAGGCCACGUGCAAAAGCUUUUGCUUCCUUAUACACUGGGCCCUCAUGCUAAUCAUGUAAAUGGAAACAGCAGCAAGGCAGCAGAUGGAGUACUUGUCCUUGAGCAAAAGGGGUCUGGUGUCUGACUCCCGGGCCCCUUGCUAGCUUAAUAAAGUCACCGUUGACCUGUGCCGCCGAAGUGAUUAGUAUAGGAUUCCUCUUUCAAGCGCCUGCAUUUGAAAGCCAACCUGAAUUAUGUAAAAGCAGCCAAGGCUUCAGCAUUGUUCCAUAAUAAAAUAUCCUAAUUAAAAGAUAA